Molecule: messenger RNA, 1480 nt
Organism: Triticum dicoccoides
Lineage: Eukaryota; Viridiplantae; Streptophyta; Magnoliopsida; Poales; Poaceae
Exons: 3
Coding region: 1-1071 (356 amino acids)
Source: RefSeq, a predicted model, not a curated record
AUGCAGUGUAACCAAGCCACGACGCUGGACCAGACGAUCCAGUACAUGAAGUCGCUGCAGCAGCAAGUCCAGUCAAUGUCGUCCGUCGCGGGCUGCAGCAUGAGACCAGCAACCGAGGCGGCGGUGUAUCCCUUAGCGCCGCCGCCGCUGUGUAACAUCCAGCCCACUGCCGGCGCCAUUGCUCCACGUCCGCCGAUGCUGCAGCCAGCUUUGUGCCGCUGCUCCUGCAGGGAUGGUGAUGUUUGCCGGGCGCCCGGGCCGCACAUGCUCCAACUGGCGCACCAUCCCGCAGUGACGCUGACGAUGAUGCGGCCGCCGUUUAUCCAUAAGCCAACUGCUCCCAAUACAGGACCUGCAGCAAGGUAUCCGUCGAAGGGCCUCGGUAGCAUCCGUAAACACAAGGGCAGCAGCCCACGGCACAAGGACAAUCCGCCGUGGACAGGAGCACCGUCCACUGGAGCGCGCCGCCCGCUGUCUCGCGUACGCGGAGCAACCGCUGGAGACGCCCGCGCCCCGUUGGAUCUUGGCUCGCCCUCGCCGCCUCGCCCCUGCCCUGUUCCCUCGCGCCGUCGCGCGGUCGCGCCGCCCACUCGCCCAGGCGCUCACUGUCGCGACUCGCGAAGCUACCGCCGCGGCGAUGGCCGCCGGGAUCUUGCGGCUGUUCUCCUCCUGUCCUCCAACCCCCUGCUGCCCAGUCCCUGGCGCUGCCCCUGCCGCACCACACUUCACACACAGCACCAACCAGCAGGGCAACACGGGCAGGUAGUCAUGGGCACGGAAAAUCGAACUCAGAGAAGAAUUGAUUUGGUGUUUAAAAGGAAAAGAGAUGAUAUAACUGAUGUUGAGGAUGACCAUGUAUUGCCCUUGCUUGAAUUCGAACAGCAACAACCUGAACAACAACAUAAUCAAGAUGGAGGAGUUCGAACAAAUGAAGCUGUUGCAUUCCGAGGUAUUGAGUUCUUGCAGCGAGAUCCUGGAUUGCACCCUCAAAUUUGGCAAUAUCCACCAGACCAGAGAGAUAUCGUGAGGAGAGCAUAUUUGAUGUUAGGUCCUAAUGCAACACCCGCCUAGAGAGCUAUAAACCUUCUGGUGAACCAGGGCAUCAACACCGCUUCCAGUAUAGUUGGUUUGGUGAUUUUCCGUCAUGGCUAGAGUACUCGCAGGAGAAAAGUUGUGUGUAUUGUCUAUAUUGCUUUGUCUCCAAACAACAAAGAGAAUACACGAGGUGGUUCUCAUGUCUUCACGGUACAUGGAUUUGACAGUUGCAAGAGGGUUUGUGGGAAACAUUGUGCAUUCUUGACCCACAUAGGAUCUGGACUAUGCUCAUCACACAACAAUGCAGUCACUAGUGGUCAUGCCUUAAUGAAACAAUCUUGCCAUAUAGAGAAUGUUAUAGCUGUGAAGGACAAGGAGAAGGUGGACUCAUGGUUGAACUGUACGUUGAUACAUAUAUAUUACAUAUACAUAUCUACUAGCUCAA